Messenger RNA from Haliotis rufescens (red abalone), 1705 nucleotides. RefSeq lists its product as uncharacterized. The transcript is spliced from 9 exons. The record is from RefSeq and is a predicted model, not a curated record. NCBI's taxonomy places the organism in Eukaryota, Metazoa, Mollusca, Gastropoda, Lepetellida, Haliotidae. The coding region runs from base 432 to 1691 and encodes 419 amino acids.
ACACAAGGGUUGCCAAUUGACACUUGUGAACAGAUAAGCUAUUGUGGAUAAAACUACAUUUAGUUCAUAUGCUGAGUUACGACACAGGAUUCCUUUAAAAAAAGCUCUUGUCCUUCCUCUGUCAAGUGUGAAUCGCAUAAGAAGGAAAUAAUAUUAAUCCCUGACUGGUAGGACUAGGGCAUAUGGACGUUUCAUAUCCAGGUCAUGCUGUUGAUGCAAUGCAAUAGUAUUGACGAUCAUAUAUAGAUAUCAAGUAUGAAGCCAUACUCAAGUCAUGCUUUGUUGUGAGUAGAAGAGUGUUAUAUAUGCUGCUUACGACCUCCUGUUUCUUUCUAGGUGAGAGAAGUGGAUUCUAUAAUUCAGUCUAGGACAUCACAAGUUGUGUAGGAAGGAUAUACAGGAAGACAUUCACUAGGCAGUGUGAUGCUACAAUGAAGACCUGGUGGAAUAUACUGAUAUGGAUAUGGAUAGGUGUUAUCCAGGGAGAGGAGCAUGUUAAUGGUGAUUUUUCACUGACGAGCUCACCAUUAACACCAACAGAUGGAGAACUCUUCACCUUGACCUGUAGAAUCCCUGAUGAAUCUGCAGCAAACAUUGGAUGGCUGCAGAACAACAAAGAUAAGGUCGUUACUCAAAAUGCCAAUAAUUGUAUGAAGCAAGCACUCGCCUAUGGUCAGGACUUCAUCAACCGUAUCAAUGUGAGUUGCAGUACCACGGCCCAUAGUAUAACGUUCAGAUUUAACUCCACCACAGACCAAGGAUCUGCGUGGCAGUGCGGGAAACCAGUUAACGAUACGAAGAUACACCCGAGAAGCAACAAUUAUACAAUAGGUGAAUUUGUACUGACGAGCACACCAUUAACAGCAACAGAUGGAGAACUCUUCACCUUGAUCUGUCACAUCCCUGAUGAAUCUGCAAUAAACAUUGGGUGGCUUCAGAACAACAAAACAAUGGUCGUUACUCAACAGACCCCUAAUUGUAAUAAACAGGCACUCGCCUAUGGGGAUGACAUCAUCAACCGUAUCAAUGUGAGUUGCAGUAGCACGACCCAUAGUAUGACGUUUAGAUUUAACUCCACCACAGACCAAGGAUCAGCGUGGCAGUGCGGAGAACUUGUUAACGAUACGAAGAUAUACCCGAGAAGCAACAUUUAUACAAUAGACGUUGCAAGUCCUGUCAUGUCAUCUCAAUCAUUAUCAACAACGACCCGAUACAUGGAGACAACAUCGGAUUCUGAGACAGAGUCGCCAAACAAAGGCCCCUUAAACCAACAACCACUCAAUGUCGAAUGUUACACGCUAGCCGUGAUAGCAGGAAGCACAAUAGGAACCCUCCUUCUUACCCUGCUGAUUGGAGGACUAGUUCUGACUGUCCUCUAUAGGAAGGGGUUCAGGUUUGGAAACAUCUUGAAAGGAACUGCUUCACGAACAAGCACUAGAAAUCCAGAGGUUGAAGAAAUGAAAAACAAAGGAUAUUCAUCCUUGGAUCACAUCAGUGGUCGGGCUCAGAACUCUGGCGUGGAGAAAGAGGGAUCGGAUAAACAACAUUACACACAGUUGAAGAUUUACCAGAAUACAAACGUCGAGGCCAAAGCAGAGACAAGUACCUACGAAGAUGUGACAGAGCCGCCUCCUUUGUCUUACGAGUCCAUCAACGCAUCUCCAUAUCAGAACGCCCGUGCUCAACAUUAGGGUAGCUGCUAUCU